This is a messenger RNA of Exophiala aquamarina CBS 119918, 303 nucleotides long. RefSeq lists its product as uncharacterized. The record is from RefSeq and is a predicted model, not a curated record. Bases 1 to 303 code for a protein of 100 amino acids. Gene Ontology annotation, molecular function: ATPase inhibitor activity. Lineage: Eukaryota; Fungi; Ascomycota; Eurotiomycetes; Chaetothyriales; Herpotrichiellaceae. The transcript has 3 exons. Gene Ontology annotation, cellular component: mitochondrion. Gene Ontology annotation, biological process: negative regulation of ATP-dependent activity.
AUGCUACGAACACAAGCAAUCAAGCUCGCCAGAGCCGCCCCCGCGGUUCGGAGAUCUUUCUCUUCAGUCGCCAUGCGGGCAGCUGAAGGAGACACUGGUGCCACGAGACCAGGUGGUGUUGCAUCAAGUGAUGCGUUCACUCGCCGUGAGCAAGCGAGCGAAGCAAAAUACAUUCGAGAUAAGGAGUUGGAAAGCAUCAAGAAGCUGAAGGAGAAGCUUGAAGCUCAGCGUGAGCACCUCAACAAGCUGGACCAACACAUCAAAGAGAUGGAGAAUGAGAGAUCUGGUGGCGAGCAUCAUUAA